GGGUCCUUCCUGCCCUGAGCCGCUUCUCCAGCCGCCUGACGGGAACCGAGCACCGGAGAAAAACACCGAAAUCACCGCCGAAUCGUCCAGACAGCAGCCGGGUGUCCAGAGCGAUGAUGGGCGGAAGGUCGAGCGCGAUAGCCGCGGGGGUGUGCGGGGCUCUGCUGCUCGGUUACUGCAUUUAUUUCGACAGGAAGAGGAGGAGUGACCCCAACUUCAAGAACAGGCUCAGAGAACGGAGAAGAAAGCAGAAGCUGGCCAAAGAAAAGGCCGGCCUGGCAAAGCUUCCAGACCUGAAGGACGCUGAAGCCGUGCAGAAGUUCUUCCUGGAGGAGAUCCAGCUGGGAGAGGAGCUGCUGGCUCAGGGAGACUAUGAGAAAGGCGUGGACCACUUGACCAACGCCAUCGCGGUGUGUGGUCAGCCUCAGCAGCUGCUCCAGGUCCUGCAGCAGACGCUGCCUCCACCGGUCUUCCAGAUGCUGCUCACCAAACUGCCCAGCAUCAGCCAGCGCAUCGUGAGCGCACAGAGUCUGAGUGAAGACGAUAUAGAGUGAGGAGAAGACCGAGACCAAGCAGCCCACCCUCCUCUUCCUCCUCUUCCUCCUCGUCCUCCUCGUCCUUCAUCACGCCAGCGCCUCAGCCUCCAUCACUUCGGCUGACGUCCAUCACUUCCCAACAAUCUUAAAGGGAUUUUGUUUUUUUAUUCCAUGACAGUUUUCUUAACUUAUAUGACCCGUUUUUGGGUAUUCCAGAAUCUGAAUCAGAAAGCCCAGACUAAUACAGACGUCCCCAUCCCUCCAUCACCACCUGGACUGGCUUUAAACAUCAUCAGCUUCUUCCUCCGUCUGAGCCGUUAGUCCAGCUGUCUUCAUCAUGAUAUCAGGAGUAGAAUGCUGCAGAACCAGGACCAGAACCUGUCUGCUUGGAUAUCUCACUAGUAUUUAUUGUUUUGGUAUCAGUCAUAUUUCUGUCAGUCUAGACUUGGAAACACUUUUUAAAAAGUGCUGAAAUGUUUUGUUCAUUUUAAAGAGGAUGGACCUCUUUAGAGAAAAUAAAAAAUGUGAACAAACGACCAAA
This is a messenger RNA of Amphiprion ocellaris (clown anemonefish), 1077 nucleotides long. RefSeq names its product translocase of outer mitochondrial membrane 20b (gene tomm20b). Gene Ontology annotation, cellular component: mitochondrial outer membrane; mitochondrial outer membrane translocase complex. Gene Ontology annotation, molecular function: transmembrane protein transporter activity. The record is from RefSeq and is a predicted model, not a curated record. Lineage: Eukaryota; Metazoa; Chordata; Actinopteri; Pomacentridae. Bases 114 to 554 code for a protein of 146 amino acids. The transcript has 5 exons. Gene Ontology annotation, biological process: tRNA import into mitochondrion; protein targeting; protein import into mitochondrial matrix.